This is a messenger RNA of Linum tenue, 1651 nucleotides long. NCBI's taxonomy places the organism in Eukaryota, Viridiplantae, Streptophyta, Magnoliopsida, Malpighiales, Linaceae. The record is from the annotation of a GenBank genome assembly.
CCCCUUCUCUCUCAGACUUUUCGUCGAACAGUUAACAGACAAACGAGUCAGGUACUUUGUGUAAACCUGCUGUUGACAACCCAAAUCCGAACGAGAGAAGAGAAACAAAACCCAUUUCUUCGAUUUGGAGAAAAGAAAUCAAAUCAUGGGAAGGUCUCCUUGUUGUGAGAAGGCUCACACCAACAAAGGCGCCUGGACAAAAGAAGAAGACCAGCGCCUCAUUGAUUACAUCCGCACUCAUGGCGAAGGCUGCUGGCGCUCCCUCCCCAAAUCUGCCGGGGUUCUUCCCCGAAACGAAAAAGUCGAUUCCUUUCCCCCUGUUUUGGCAAGUUGUUUGAAUUUUUUUUCCCCAUCUGGAUUUCGUUUCUCGGCAGGGUUGCUCCGAUGCGGGAAGAGUUGCAGACUGAGAUGGAUUAAUUACCUCAGGCCUGAUCUCAAAAGAGGGAAUUUCUCUGAAGAAGAAGACGAACUCAUCAUUAAGCUUCACAGCUUGCUUGGCAACAAAUGGUCUUUGAUUGCCGGAAGACUGCCGGGAAGAACAGACAACGAGAUCAAGAACUACUGGAACACUCACAUCAAGCGAAAGCUCAUGAGCCGCGGAAUCGACCCGCAGACUCACCGUUCCCUCAACGAGAAGCCAACCUCCGCCGUUGUCCCCGUCGCACCAGCAACCACCACCACCGUCACCGCCGCUGCUGUUACUGUUACUCCUCCGGCGAAGCCGACCCAGUUGGAUUUCAAAUCCGCACUGGCUCCAGCUCAAUCCAUGGCGGAAAUCAACCGGCUCCUCCAAUCAAACACGAUGAAGGCGAACAACAGCAUCCUGGAUUUCAAAUUCCAAACGGUGGUAAAAGCAGAGUCCGUCGAGGAAAACAACUGCUCCACCAGCGGGAUGACCACCGACGAAGAACCGCCGCUUCCGAGGCCCGUCUCCGCCGAUGCCGGAGGCGAGCGGCGGGAGGAAUUGAAUUUGGAGCUGACGAUCGGGCUUGCCACUCCUUCUUCUCGUUCUCUAACGACGACCCGGCCAAGUUCGGCUUCCUCCGGGAACUCAGCGGAGUCGAAGCUUCAGUUCCACCCGUAUCUUCAGUUUUCCGGCACGGCAGCUACACCGACGACGACGGCGGCGGAGGCCGUCUGCUUGUGCUGGCAGUUGGGCGGGGGAGCCCGUGGGAAUUGCCACUGCCAAUGUUCUUCCGGUGGGCGGCAACAGCAGCAGAUUAGAUAUCAGUAUUGCUAAUGAUAAUUUCCAGUUUCAUCCCUUUAUUUUUUUUCUUUUCCAUUUUGGGACAGAUUUUGUAUUUACUAUGUAGCUUCUUCCCCCUUCUUUUGUUUUUAAUCUUUUUGGGUAAAUUUUGAAUCUAAGGUGUGUGGGGGUGGGUAGAUUUUGGAUCAUGAAUGUCUUUUUUUGGGGACCAAAAAAAGAGCUUUCACUGGCCAAGUGUAAUUGUAAGGUAAAAGCUCUAGAGAGAUGUAAAAAAAGAAAGAAAAGUUACUGUGGGGGUAAAUGUUAUUAUUUACUGGUUAUUAUUUACUGGCUAUUAUUUAAUGCCUUCUUCUUCUUCUACCAUGUUCUUUCACAUCAAUUUACCAAGUUUGUCGCUUGGUUCUAUCUUUCCUUCUUUCCACCUUCUUGUUUUCCUUGUGCAUU